GAUUUCUUGGCUUUCAGUUUCCACCAAAACGUCGUGUAGUUCGCAACUUAGCCAAGUCGAGUUGAGGGGCUUGAUCCAGGUGUAGUGGCUCUCAAGUGAUCCACCUAAGCAAGCGUACGUAGUAGCGCACAAGCGACUAUAAGAACAGUUUCUUCGGGUCCGUCUCAGUGUAAUCUUGGAGUUCUCAUUGCAUGUGACGGUGGGUGAUUUAGCGAUAUUCUUACUCCAUGCCACUGCGGAAAUCAUUCAGUGAACUGUGACUAAGAUCAAUUAAUCAUCACGCAAAGGUGUUUAAGCUCAAAUGUCCUCCUUGCGCUUGUACCUGUGAUAUUUGUGCUGAAACUAAAUAUUUAUGUUGUGUGUAAUUAAUCGUAAAGUUCUGGACGUUGAACGAGUAACGAAAAGCGUGGAGCACUGUUUAGAGCACUGGAGUGCCAUCGGUUCAAAUCAACCUAAAACUAUUGUCCAUUCUUACACGUAAUAAACUAAUCCUAAAAUGUCGGCGACAACUAUUUCCCGUAUUCGUCCUGUGACCUCUCAAACUCCACAACUUACCGAAAGUUCACUGACUAGCACCUCACUCAGCAACAGUACAGGUUCUAACAGUGAAUCAUCGGAUCCUGUGGAGUCCGAUUACAGUGAAGAGGAAGUUGAAGAGGAGGAGGAGAGUGUAUCAGACGAAGAGGAGGAAGAUGAGGAAGAGGAAGAAGAAGAGGAUGAAGAGGAUAGUGGAAGUGAAUCAGACGAUGAAGCCGAAAGUGAAGAAGAGCAAUCUACUGGAAGUAGUACGAGUGUCGAGGAGGCCAAACAGGAGCGAAAGUACUUAUUAGAUGACUUUCAAAUGAUCAAAACCAUAGGCACCGGAACAUUUGGCCGGGUUUGCUUAUGCAAAGACAAACAAACAGACACAUUCGGUGCCAUGAAAAUUCUAACAAUGACAGAUGUAAUUCGGUUAAAACAGGUGGAACAUGUUAAAAAUGAAAAAAAUAUUUUAGCUGAAGUCGACCAUCCAUUCAUUGUUAAUAUGCUAUGGUCAACAAAAGAUGAUUGCUGUCUGUAUAUGCUGUUCGAGUACGUAUGUGGCGGUGAAUUGUUUACAUAUUUAAGGAAUGCUGGCCGAUUUAGUGCGUCGGCAGCAAAUUUUUACGCAACCGAAAUCAUCCUAGCCCUAGAGUAUUUACAUUCGCUUAUGAUCGUCUACCGAGAUUUAAAACCAGAAAACUUACUAAUCAACCGCGAUGGUCACCUGAAAAUCACAGAUUUUGGAUUCGCCAAGAAAUUAAGGGACCGGACGUGGACACUGUGCGGCACACCAGAGUACUUGGCCCCAGAAAUCAUCCAAUCCAAAGGACACAAUCGAGCUGUAGACUGGUGGGCGUUGGGUAUCCUUAUUUAUGAAAUGAUUAUUGGCUACCCACCAUUCUACGAUGACAAUCCAUUUGGUAUUUAUGAAAAGAUUCUUAGUGGGAAAAUUGACUGGCCCAAAAAUAUGGACCCAGUAGCCAAAGAUUUAGUAAAAAAAUUACUCGUAUUAGAUAGAACAAAGAGGCUUGGCAAUAUGAAGAAUGGAGCAGAUGACGUGAAGAAACAUCGAUGGUUCAAGAACAUCAAUUGGACAGACGUAUUAAACAAAAAGACACAGCCCCCAAUAAUACCCGAAGUGCACUUCGAAGGAGACACAAGCAAUUUUGAUGAAUAUCCAGAAACAGAUUGGAAAGCGGCCAGAUCUCUAGACGAAAGCGACAUGCAGCUGUUUGAUGAUUUCUAAAACAAUUUUCUCCGUGACGUCAUCAACCAUUUUUUGUAAUUUAUCUUUUUUAUUUUCCUGAACAAGAAUGUUUCUAAAUAAUAUUUAUUUUUUGUACAUAAAUAAAUCGUACGUAUGUAUCCUGUUA
Molecule: messenger RNA, 1895 nt
Organism: Hermetia illucens (black soldier fly)
Lineage: Eukaryota; Metazoa; Arthropoda; Insecta; Diptera; Stratiomyidae
Gene: Pka-C3
Product: cAMP-dependent protein kinase catalytic subunit 3
Exons: 8
Coding region: 497-1768 (423 amino acids)
Biological process (GO): protein phosphorylation
Molecular function (GO): protein serine/threonine kinase activity; ATP binding
Source: RefSeq, a predicted model, not a curated record